Messenger RNA from Pipistrellus kuhlii (Kuhl's pipistrelle), 1293 nucleotides. RefSeq names its product STEAP family member 1 (gene STEAP1). Lineage: Eukaryota; Metazoa; Chordata; Mammalia; Chiroptera; Vespertilionidae. Gene Ontology annotation, cellular component: plasma membrane; endosome. The transcript is spliced from 5 exons. The record is from RefSeq and is a predicted model, not a curated record. Bases 178 to 1194 code for a protein of 338 amino acids.
GGCAGGGGGCGCUGCGGCGCAGCGGGCACGGGGGCGGGGUCAGCGCCGCGCUCUUAGGCUCGGGCGGGCGCCGCGUGGGGCUGGUACCUCGGGACAGUUCGGCGGCCGCCACUUACCCGUCGGGUCGGGUCGCGUCCGUCCAGAAGCGGGUGACUGAAGCAAUAUUUUAUUGAAUUAAUGGAAAUUCAGCAAAACACCACAAACCAAGAACUUUGGAAAAUGAAGCCUAGGAGAAGUCUAGAAGACGAUGAUUAUUUGAAUAAGAACGCAGGAGAGAACAGCAUGCUGAAAAGAUCUGUGCUUUUGCCCUUGGACCAAACAACCCGUUUUGAUGACUUUGACUGUCCCCAAAAGCUUCCGCACAGACAGGAGCUCUUCCCCGAAUGGCGCUUGCCAGUUAAAGUUGCUGCUGUCCUAGCAUCUCUGGCUUUUCUCUACACGCUUCUGAGGGAAGUAAUUCACCCUCUCGUAACUUCCCAUCAGCAGUAUUUUUAUAAAAUUCCAAUCCUGGUCAUCAACAAAGUCUUGCCAAUGGUUUCCAUCACCCUCUUGGCCCUGGUGUAUUUGCCAGGUGUGAUAGCAGCAGCUGUCCAGCUUCAUCAUGGAACCAAGUACAAGAAAUUUCCACAUUGGUUGGAUAGGUGGAUGUUAACAAGGAAGCAGUUUGGGCUGCUCAGUUUCUUUUUUGCUAUCCUGCAUGCAAUUUAUAGUUUAUCCUAUCCAAUGAGGCGAUCCUAUAGGUACAAGUUGCUGAACUGGGCCUAUCAACAGGUCCAACAAAAGAAAGAAGAUGCCUGGAUUGAGCAUGAUGUUUGGAGAAUGGAAAUUUAUGUGUCUCUGGGAAUUGUGGCACUUGCAAUCAUGGCUCUGUUGGCUGUGACAUCUAUUCCAUCUGUGAGUGACGCUUUGACAUGGAGAGAAUUUCACUAUAUCCAGAGCAAGCUAGGAAUUGUUGCCCUUCUACUGGGCACAAUACAUGCAUUGAUUUUUGCCUGGAAUAAAUGGGUCGAUAUAAAACAAUUUGUGUGGUAUACACCUCCAAGUUUUAUGAUAGCUGUUUUCCUUCCAAUUGUUGUCCUGAUAUGUAAAGCUAUACUCUUCCUGCCAUGCUUGAGAAAGAAGAUACUGAAGAUUAGACAUGGUUGGGAAGAUGUCACCAAACUUAACAAGGUUGAGAUGUCUUCCCAGUUGUAGAAUUACUGUUUAUAACAUUUUGUUCAAAUUUAAUAUAUUUCAUCAUAAACAUUUCCAAUUUGUAUUUGCUUAAUAAAAAUGACCACUGAGAGUCUUAAU